AUGCACAGCCCCGCCAGCAGUCAAUCCAGCUUCGAGUUGUGGAAUUCGGGCCCUAGAAGAGUCGAACACGGUUGGCAUCGACCAGCGCCGAUUAAGCAGUACAGGAAAAAGGCAGCACCGGGCGAGAUAUUUGCUGCUUUGCCCGGCGAGGUACUCGAAAUCAUUCUCGAUGAGCUGAGGAACUUGCAUCUUGCACCGAGCUCGACGAGUUGUGCAACAUGCAUGAUGAGAGACUUGUGCGCAGCCGCCCUUGCGGCGCGCAAGUUGUUGAAGUUUGCCCGAGUUGCCUUAUAUGAAGACAUUCAGCUUGUGGGAAAUGAUUCGCACAUCCAGAAGAAGCGCUACAAGAUCAACUAUGGUUCACGAAUGGUUCUUCUCCGUCGCACCCUUAGAGCGAAUCCCCAGAUCGCAGCGAUUGUGCAUAACGUCAAAGUGCCCGCCCCUCCACCUCAGGGUUUACCUUUGGGCGAGUAUCAGAACCUGAUCGCAUCCGUCAUCAUGGCAUGUCCCAACUUCGAGCGCUUGAUGGGCCCGCUUCAGAAUUACGACCACAAUCCCAACCGCUUGUUCCAUGCGCUGUCUACCCGCGAGAAGCUCAAAGAAAUGAAUUGGCUUGUUCAGUCCUCUCCAUUUCAACGUCAACGGCGACUAGGGUCGAAUUCGACGAUGAAUAUGUUGAACCAAUAUGGCUCCGUGAGCGCUCCGCCGCCGGGUGAUCUUCAACCACACCAGAGCACGGCUUUCCUCGACAUGCAUGUGAACUGGACUCAUCUGACGACAUUAAUGAUUCAUUGCCUCCCGGGUGCAACCCUGACCCCCACGUCGCUUAUUGUCACUGCGCUUGGUUGUUUGCCGGCUCUUCAGAAUCUGUAUCUAUCUCACUUGCCGCAUACAUCAUUUAAUGAUAGCAACCUGCUCUCGUUACCGCCGCUGAAGAGCCUUUCGCUCUCACAUCUCCCAGGAGUUACAAGUGCGGGCCUCUCAUCGUUCGCGACCCGAUACUCGAGUCGCUCGAUUCGGAAUCUGGCAGUGAAACAUAGCAACUUGAAUUCUCUCCCAGCUAUGGCUCGAAUCUUAUCCAACCUCGUGUCGUUGGAAACCUUCACCUUUGUGCAGUCGACGGCCCCCAUACUCCCCGAGCACGAAAUGAUCUGGCUGUUCCCGUAUCUGGCAUCACCCUCUCUGCGGAAAAUCCAUUGGGACGUGACCAAUCAAGCCGCUUGCGCCAAUGUGGCCGACGGCAUCCUUGCGAAAAGCAUAGCAGCUCAUGGUUUUCCGUCGCUGCGGACGCUGCGAACGCCCAACGAUCCGGAAGGCAUGUUUCAAACACUUUGCCGACCGACUGAGAGGAUUGAGAUGGCGAGUGACCGCUUCCGAGGCCGAAGCUUGAUUGGCAACAAUAGCAGUCGACCCGACAGCCCUGACACUAUGACUACACGUAGCGAAGUAUCGGCGGGGGAGAAGCAGAUCGGCCAGGAGGAUUUCAAGGAAUCAAACAAUCUACAUCCAGCUCGCCGGGCAGCUCAGAGCAGACUUGACGCAGCCCGUCGGUUUCCCCGAUUCUUCGUGAAUGUGAUUGACGAGGACGGAACUUUACUGGAGAAGUUUGGCCUGGCUGGUUUUCUGGGGCAGCUUGACUCCCAGGUCGAAUACUGUUUGACCCCCGAUGACGGAGCCAUAGACGAAAACGGCGGGUUGGUUGAAAUUUCCGACCUACUCGGGGACGGAGGAGAGGACCUCAAUGAAAGAGAGGGCUGCACAGGUCGGUGGAAUACGUACGGCAACGUCGUGGAUAAGAAAGACCGGGACAGACUAAUGCACACGGAAAGAGGGCGGUGGAGGCCCGUCACACUCAUUUGA
This is a messenger RNA of Pseudomassariella vexata, 1860 nucleotides long. RefSeq lists its product as uncharacterized. The transcript is spliced from 2 exons. NCBI's taxonomy places the organism in Eukaryota, Fungi, Ascomycota, Sordariomycetes, Amphisphaeriales, Pseudomassariaceae. The record is from RefSeq and is a predicted model, not a curated record. The coding region runs from base 1 to 1860 and encodes 619 amino acids.